This is a messenger RNA of Camellia sinensis, 820 nucleotides long. The record is from RefSeq and is a predicted model, not a curated record. Lineage: Eukaryota; Viridiplantae; Streptophyta; Magnoliopsida; Ericales; Theaceae.
ACAAAACACCUUAUAUAGGGCUCCAGUCAUUCCUCCACCAGUUAAAGGAUGACGCAUGUUGAAAGCAUCACCUAUUAAUAGUGCUCCAGGAGUAGGGUAAGGAGCAGCUGGCAUACUUCUAUUGGGCAUUGUUCUAAUACUUCCCUUAUCAAUUGCAGCUAUAAAUGAAUCAUGCAGCUCAGGUGGAACCUGGGGAGCCACCAGAGGGAAGCAAAGCCGAAGGCUGCUGCAAAGCCGAAGGCUGUAAAAGCGAAAAAGGAAAAGAAGGCUCCGGCUAAGACAAAAGCUGCUGCGCCAAAAGCUAAAGCCGCUGUGAAGCCCAAGCCAGCGGCAAAGUCCAAGCCAGCUGCGAAGCCAAAAGUUGCUGUGAAACCGAAGGCUGCCGUGAAGCUGAAAGCUGCAGUGAAGCUCAAGGCUGUGGCGAAGCCCAAACCAAAGCUGAAGGCGAAGGAUCCUAGCAAGAGGCAAAUGAGCAUGGAGGAGAAGCAUAGAUUGAGUGUUGGGUUGCAGAGUUUGCCCCAGGAAAAGAUGCCACAGUUACUGCAGAUUAUGAAGAAGAGGAAUUCAUAUUGGCCUCAAGAGAGAGGAUUUAGGCAGUGAUGGGAAGGUAUGUGUAGAAAAUAAGCAGAAUAGGUUGAGGUCCGGCGGGCGGCCAAGGCGAGGUUGCCGCCCACCGGUGAAACGAAAAAUACUAAGUGCUUAACCUUGCUCUGAUACCAUGUAGAAAAUUAAUGUAUAAAGAGAAAUAGAGAAUUGUAUUAUUGAUUGAUAUAUAUUAAUUUCUAUUACAAUGAUUCAUGAUUCCUAUAUAUAGAAGAGG